This is a messenger RNA of Brachypodium distachyon (stiff brome), 1092 nucleotides long. RefSeq lists its product as uncharacterized. The coding region runs from base 1 to 1092 and encodes 363 amino acids. NCBI's taxonomy places the organism in Eukaryota, Viridiplantae, Streptophyta, Magnoliopsida, Poales, Poaceae. The transcript has 5 exons. The record is from RefSeq and is a predicted model, not a curated record.
AUGGAGGAGAAGCUACACACCCUGCACCGGCUGCUGCUACGGGUUCGUAUCAUUGUCGAGGAGGCAGAGGGGCGGUGCAUCACGAACCAAGCUAUGAUAUGCCAGCUGAACAUACUCAGGAAAGAGAUGUACAGAGGCUAUUACACUCUAGACAGUUUCAGAACCCAGGCAAAUAGAGCAGAUCUUGGAAACUAUCAUCCCUUGUACCCGCAACCUUACAGCAUGCACCUGCUUCUUGACAGGUGCGUGUUUGGUCGCCAAAUGGAGCUGGAAAGGGUCAUGGAUUUCUUGAGGCAAACAAAGUCUCCAGGUACAGAAACAAGUGUAGAUAUCCUGCCAAUUGUUGGUCCAGUACAUGUAGGUAAGAGCACCCUGGUUUCAAAUGUCUGCAACAAUGAAAAUGUGCGCAAUCUCUUCUCUCAAAUUUUGCUAGUCGGAGAAGAUGAUCUUCGACGCAGAAGUCAAAAUGCCAAUGAUGAUGGCCAUAUGACGAAGCAACCAAAUGGCGCCUUAACUGAAAAGGAAUACUCGAAGAUAAUAAUCACAAGUCGAUCUAGCAAAAUACUAGACUUUGGUACUGUACAGCCUCUUGUGUUGAGCGAUCUACCCCGAGAGGCAUUUUGGUAUUUCUUCAAGGUUCUUACCUUUGGAAGUGCAGAUCCUAAGGAACAACCCAAACUGUCUUCAAUCACCAUGGAGCUCGUCAUGGGGAUGAAACAAUCAUUCGGAGCUGCAAACAUGCUUGCUGACUUACUACGGUGUAACCUGGAUGUUCAGUUUUGGCGCAGGACCGUUAAGUUGGCAAGACGAUAUGUACAAGCAAAUAUCUCUGAAUUUGGUGAGCAUCCUUGUGCUCUUGUGUGGCAGAAUAGGCCAACACGUUUGGUAGUAGCAGAGAUUGGCAUUGUAGUCUCGGAGACCUAUGCGGCCAUGGCUGCGUGUCAGUUCAAACUAUUGUUUGAUGAAGAACAGAAAACAGGAGCCAGUAAACCAAGGAAACUUGGAAAGAACAAAUGCACCACUCACCAGCCAAUAAUGAAGCUCAAUGAUCUCCCAGUCGCUGCAGUGUCUGCAGAGCAGGGCGAGAAGUGA